Messenger RNA from Erinaceus europaeus (western European hedgehog), 1765 nucleotides. RefSeq names its product tumor suppressor candidate 3 (gene TUSC3). Gene Ontology annotation, cellular component: oligosaccharyltransferase complex. NCBI's taxonomy places the organism in Eukaryota, Metazoa, Chordata, Mammalia, Eulipotyphla, Erinaceidae. The transcript has 11 exons. The coding region runs from base 203 to 1249 and encodes 348 amino acids. The record is from RefSeq and is a predicted model, not a curated record.
CCUUUCCAGGUUCCUCUCCCGGUGAACCGGAUGCUCUGUUUGCUUCCUCCUCUGAGUCCUCGUCAGCCGCGAGUGUCCCUGGCAAAGCCUCAGGCACCCACGAGGGCACAGGCUCCCCGCGGCUGCUCGAGUAGGUGUGGGGCGCGGGUAGGAGCUGGGCGCGCACGGCUACCGAGCGUGGAGGAGACACUGCCCUGCGGCGAUGGGUGCCAAGGGCGCUCCUUCACGCCGGAGGCAGACGGGGCGGCGGCUGAGGUACCUGCCCACCGGGAGCUUUCCCUUCCUCCUCCUCCUCCUGCUCCUCUGCAUUCAGCUGGGUGGAGGACAGAAGAAAAAAGAGAAUCUUUUAGCUGAAAAAGUAGAACAGCUAAUGGAAUGGAGUUCCAGGCGCUCAAUCUUCCGGAUGAAUGGUGAUAAAUUCAGAAAAUUUAUAAAGGCACCACCUCGAAAUUAUUCUAUGAUUGUUAUGUUCACUGCUCUUCAGCCUCAGCGGCAGUGCUCUGUAUGCAGGCAAGCCAAUGAAGAAUAUCAAAUACUGGCAAAUUCCUGGCGCUAUUCAUCUGCUUUCUGUAAUAAACUCUUCUUCAGCAUGGUGGACUACGAUGAGGGGACAGAUGUUUUUCAACAGCUUAACAUGAACUCUGCUCCAACAUUCAUGCAUUUUCCUCCAAAAGGCAGACCCAAGAGAGCUGAUACUUUUGACCUUCAAAGAAUUGGAUUUGCAGCUGAACAAUUGGCAAAGUGGAUUGCUGACAGAACUGAUGUCCAUAUUCGAGUCUUCAGACCACCCAAUUAUUCUGGAACUAUUGCUUUGGCUCUGUUAAUCUCGCUUGUUGGUGGUUUGCUUUAUUUAAGAAGGAACAACUUGGAGUUCAUCUAUAACAAGACUGGUUGGGCUAUGGUGUCUCUGUGCAUAGUUUUUGCUAUGACUUCCGGCCAGAUGUGGAAUCAUAUUCGUGGACCUCCAUAUGCUCAUAAGAACCCACAUAAUGGCCAAGUGAGCUACAUUCAUGGAAGCAGCCAGGCUCAAUUUGUGGCAGAGUCACACAUUAUUCUGGUACUAAAUGCUGCAAUCACCAUGGGAAUGGUGCUUCUGAACGAAGCAGCUACAUCCAAAGGAGAUGUUGGAAAAAGAAGGAUAAUUUGCCUAGUGGGAUUAGGCCUGGUGGUCUUCUUCUUCAGUUUUCUACUGUCAAUAUUCCGUUCCAAGUACCAUGGCUAUCCUUAUAGUGAUCUGGACUUUGAGUGAGAAGAUGUGAUUUGGACCAUGGCACUUUAAAACUGUAACUUCAGCUUUUUAAUUAAAUGAAGCCAAGUGGGAUUUGCAUAAAGUGAAUGUUUACCAUGAAGAUUAAAGUGUUCCUGACAUACUAAUUGGAAUUCUUGAGUUCAUUUCCUUGUUGAUUGUGAUAAUUUAGCUUAUUCUUGUAAAAUUUUUAAGUGUGAAUUUUUCUAGUAAAUUUAAUUUAUAGCAGUGGAUGGUUAAAAUGAAUAUUGGCACUGCAAUGAGCAAAGGAAACACUGAAGUGUUUUUUCAAGCAUAUUAUGUUCUAUUAUGCUAUAGAUUGAAAUGAAUGAUCAUGUAAUAAUGAAUUUAUGUUGUAGAGCUGUUCACUAUUAAGAGAAACCACGAUGUUAGUAAGAGAAUUAAGUGUUAGAGAAUCCUUAGGGUUUUACAGAAAGACAAGGGAUAUGCAUGAAAAUAUGACAUACUGAAAUUAUACUUCUUGCAGUUUCAGUUAUAAAAGAUGUAUUUGGUGACAAA